AUGGCUAAAAGUGUGAGCAAUGGGGCUAUAGCCCAACCUCCAGCAUCAAAAGCAGGACUAUACAUAGCCCUAGUGGUUAUCUCUCUUUUGACAAUGAUUCUCAUGGUUCCUUCUGUGUUUGAAUGGCUCAGAUCUAACUCUUUAGAGGUUAUAAUUACUAUAAGGAAAGAUUACAGUCAGAAGAACUUGGAUAAGUUAAUGGAUUUGAUCAGUGCGAUGGGAGACAAGUACGGAAUUUUCCUAGCACUAUGAUGUGCAUUAGCAGUUUUGAAUAUGAAUAAUUACCUUAUGCUUAUUGGUGUAUCCUCAUUUGGUGUAGCAGUCAACCUUUUAGUCAAAAUGCUGAUCAGGGAUGCAAGACCUUACUUCUACUCUCCGGAUUAUCAACCAGUGAGUUGUGAUUUUGAGUAUGGGUCUCCUUCUGGGCACGGACAGAGUGUAACAACCUUCUAUCUUUCGUUCAUAACUCUUUUGGUAAGGCAAUAUGGACUCCAGAAUAAGAAGUUAACUCUUUAUGUAGUGGGAUAUUCCUACUGUGUUUUCAUGUGCUUCACUAGAAUCUUUGUGGGAUUACACACUGCUGAACAACUAUUGCUUGGAUUUGGUCUUGGACUUAUGAUCCACAUCCUCUUCGUUCACAUUCUCGUAGAAUAUUUCGAUAAAUUAUAUGAAGGAAUCGAAACUGGUAAGACAAGAUUGUUUAAUAGAUAUAUCGUUCUACUUUUCCUAAUGGUAAUAUUUGCUACGUUAUUAUAUUUGUACAUUGAAAGAUUUGAUCCUGCACCUCAGUAUUGGUUGGAUACUGUCAAAAAGUCAUGCCCUCCAAGUAAGCACUUUAUAAGCUUUCAUUACUCUUGCCUCAACAAAUAUCUUGUGACUUUUGGAAGCCUCGGAGCUUAUUUUGGAUGUUACUUCAGAAGAUGGGUUCUCAAAUUUAAAGACGGAAGUAAGUUUACAAAGCCUAAAACUGUAUUUAAAACAGUGAUUCGUGUGCUGAUCAAUAUUGCCUUUGUUGUUAUUCUGAGUGUGCCAUCAAUCUUUAUCCCAAAGACAUCUCCAAUUCCAGUCCUGCUCUUUGUCAAGGGUUUCUUUGUUCCGUUUGCUGCCACCUUCUCAUCAAUGCUGUAUACUGGCAAGAUAGUUAAAUUUUUGAAUAUUUAAG
Messenger RNA from Moneuplotes crassus, 1162 nucleotides. The record is from the annotation of a GenBank genome assembly. Lineage: Eukaryota; Ciliophora; Spirotrichea; Euplotida; Euplotidae.